UCUCCGGACGCCUGGCUCCUCCGCACCCCCUCCCCUGGGAUCCCCGCAGCGUUGCUCCCUACCCUCUUCUCAAGGCGACUAUGGCCACCAUCCCCGACUGGAAGCUACAGCUGUUGGCCCGGCGCCGGCAGGAGGAGGCAGCCAUUCGGGGCCGAGAGAAGGCAGAGAGGGAGCGACUGUCCCAGAUGCCAGCUUGGAAGCGGGGGCUCCUGGAGCGCCGCAGGGCCAAGCUUGGUCUGUGUCCUGGGGAGCCUAGCCCUGUGUCUGGGACUACAGAGGCUGGACCUCCUGACCCAGACAAGUCUGCCGUCCUUCUGGAGGCCAUCGGCCCAGUGCACCAGAACCGAUUCAUUCGGCAGGAGCGCCAGCAGCAGCAGCAGCAGCAGCAGCAGCAGCAGCAGCAGCGCCGCAGUGACGAGCUACUUGCUGAUAGGAGGUCUGGGCCUUUGGAGGCCCGGGAGUGGAGACCCAGCCCUGGAGAGAUGCGGGAUCCAAGCCCCAAGGGAAGAGAGUCAAGGGAAGAGCGGCUCAGUCCCAAGGAAGCCAGAGAAAGGAGGUUGGGGGUAGGGGGAGCCCGAGAGUCAAGCCUCAGACCUUUGGAGGCUUGGGACCGGAGGCAGAGCCCAGUAGAGGCUGGAGAUAGGAUCUCUAGGCCGUCAGAAGUGCAGAAAUGGAGGCUGAGUCCCGGACUGGCAGAGCCUCAAGAACAAAGCCUCAGGAGAAAAGAGGUGGUAGAAAGUAGACUGAGCCCAGCGGAGUCUGACAGCCAGCAGUUCGGCCUGACAGAGGCCCAUAAAUGGACGCCCGACUCCACAGAGUCUCAGGAACAAAGUUUGAUACAACUGGAGGCAUCGGAAUGCAGGCUGAGUUCAGGAGGAGAAAGAAAAGACUGCUCAGAGGAAUGUGGGAGAAGAGAAGACAGGCCAGCUCCAAGGAUGGCCCCAGAAGAGACCACAGGGCUGUUGGAGACCCUGCCGCGCCAGGCUCCAGACAGCAGCUCUGAAGGAGUGCAGGCAGCAGGGCCAAGCCCCAGCCCCGCGGAUGGUGAAGGGGACCCGAGACUGACAGAAGGGUGGAAAUGGACCCUGCACUCUGGGAAGGUUCGAGAAUGGACACCCAGGGACACAGAGACUCAAACUCAGAAGCCAGCCCCUUCAGAGUCUGCUGAGAAGCAUCUGGGGCCUCUUGAUACAGAGGCUGGAGAAGGGGAGGCUGAAAAGGAGGAUGUGGAGGCUCAGGGCAGGCCUCUGAGCACCCUGCAGAACCGCGGCUCUGUGCCCUGCCCCCUCCCACCAGAGGGCGCUGGGACUGGAGGCUCUAGACCUCAGGAAGAGGAAGCUGUAGAACUCCGGCCUCCACCCCAAGCCCCUCUGUCUCCCCCACCCCCAGCCCCACCUACCCCCCAGUCCUCUGGGGAUCCCCUCAUGAGCCGGCUGUUCUAUGGGGUGAAGGCUGGGCCAGGGGUGGGGGCCCCCCGCCGCAGUGGACACACCUUCACAGUCAACCCCAGGCGGUCUGCGCCCCCUGCAGCCCCUGCCACUCCAGCCACCCGCGAUGCUGCUGUUCCCGGGGCUGGGAAGAAGCGGUACCCGACUGCUGAAGAGAUCUCGGUUCUGGGGGGCUACCUCCGCCUGAGCCGCAGCUGCCUUGUCAAAGGGUCCCCUGAAAGGCACCACAAACAGCUCAAGAUCUCCUUCAGUGAGACAGCCCUAGAGACCACGUACCAAUACCCCUCCGAGAGCUCGGUGCUGGAAGAGCUGGGCCCGGAGCCUGAGGCCCCCAGCGCGCCCAGCGCUUCUGCGGCCCUGCCGGACGACGACGACGACGAGGAGGAGGAGCUGCAGCCGGGGCUCCAGGGCGGGCUGCGCACCAAGGCGCUGAUAGUGGACGAGUCCUGCCGGAGGUGACCCUCUUCCAACACAGGAAUAUACCUUCCUCCUUCCCAGAACUGAAGGUCCUGGAUCCCAGAAGAUUCAGAGCAGACAACCCUGAAAAUGAGCCUGGCAGGGAAGGGCAAUCAACAUCUUCCAACUUGCUUUCCUGGUCCUGUUUCUGGGGACAGAGCCCAAAUUCCACCCUCACCCAAAGACCCCAGUGUGAGUGCCUCAGGUGUGCUCAUGCACCCUAGAUGACCCAAGUCCUGAGGGGGAGCACAGAGCUCACAGGAUGGGGUGAGUGCAGGUGGAGAACCCCCUCCAUCUCUGUGGACAGAGCAUACUCUCCCUACAGCCUUCCUUGACUCACCCUUCCACCCUUGCAGAUUUAAGCACUCACGUCCCGGGGAGGCCGGCCCCGGUCCUUUCAUAGCACCUCUUCUCCUGCUCCUUAGGGCACUGCCCCUUUGUUUACAGCCCCAGCCUCCUUUUUGACCACAGCCUGGUUUACAAAUAGCCAAAGUCCCACGUUUACAAGCCAUGCCUGUUUCCCACGUCCAUGUGAAAUCCUCUCCCCUGUCCCCCAAGUUGCCUCACUGGUGGUGACCUGGGGGUGUGGCUUCCUCUACUUUUGCUCAGUAUUUCUCAAUCUCAGUUUUCUCCAAGAGGGAAGGCUGGGAAUCUUAACUCUGUACCCCAUCUGGUUAUUUAAUCCUGUGCCUCCUCAUGGCUCACAAAGGAAUUGAGCUGCAAGGGUGUGGGGUUACUAAUGAAGCCCCUCAAUUCUCCUCCCUAUUUCUCCUUCCUCGUCAAUUGCCUGUUUAAAAAAAAGACAAAAACAAUUUUCAUAAUAAAGUGGAGCUCUUUCCAACUCUGCUGUUACUUCUUAGUCUUUAGAGAAAAAAGUGUAUAUGGGGAUGCUCUGGGUUCUUCCUUCCAAGCCUCUGCCAUCUUCCUAUUGGCCAGGAAGAGGAAGUGGCCAUGGCCUUGGGGAGAAGAAUGACGGGGAUGAACCAGGAACUCAGCACUGACCUUUAGAAAGGGCUUUAGGGGGUCGGGGGAGGGGCUACACCCAUUUCUCAAAGGUCUGGAGGAAGGGCAGUUGAAGUAUCCACUAGACAUGGCCAGUGCCAUGAGGGCAGACUAUGCUGGUUGAGUUCAACCCCACGCCUGGCACCUAGCAACUAAAAAAGUUACUUCUGGAAUGAACGAUUCAACAAAUAAAUCAGUAGAUGAAAACAGCUAAGAAACUGGAAGCAGAGGAUAUUCUGAACUGAAGGGUCCCAGUAUUCAGAGUCCUACUGUAAUACAAGCAGCCAGGGAGUGUGUGACACUGACUAAUCCAGGGUUGUUUACUCCAAGACUCAGGACCACUAAAUAAUAAAUCUGAAAAAUACAGUGUAUGUACAGAAGUGCAGUGUCCUGAAAAGGGGGUCUCCUCUCACAGACAACAGGUGUUCUUUAGGUAUAAGAUCCAUCACUGCCCUGGCUGGGUAGCUCAUUUGGUU
Molecule: messenger RNA, 3382 nt
Organism: Molossus molossus (Pallas's mastiff bat)
Lineage: Eukaryota; Metazoa; Chordata; Mammalia; Chiroptera; Molossidae
Gene: PPP1R18
Product: protein phosphatase 1 regulatory subunit 18
Exons: 4
Coding region: 81-1907 (608 amino acids)
Molecular function (GO): phosphatase binding
Source: RefSeq, a predicted model, not a curated record